Molecule: messenger RNA, 2204 nt
Organism: Ictalurus punctatus (channel catfish)
Lineage: Eukaryota; Metazoa; Chordata; Actinopteri; Siluriformes; Ictaluridae
Gene: abrab
Product: actin binding Rho activating protein b
Exons: 2
Coding region: 133-1239 (368 amino acids)
Biological process (GO): positive regulation of Rho protein signal transduction; positive regulation of transcription by RNA polymerase II
Cellular component (GO): sarcomere
Molecular function (GO): actin binding
Source: RefSeq, a predicted model, not a curated record
UCAAAGGCACCACUGACUAAGAGAGGACGCUACUUCUAGAAAUGACCAGAGAAUAACAACACAGGGCGGUACAACUACAACAAUUAGUCAAAGAAGAGUUUAAAGAGUGGAUGAACAGGCAGUUGUUCAGCUAUGUCUGAGACCAUGUCAUCUCAGAGGAAGCCCUCGGUUAACAAGAAUAUAAAGAAGCUGCGUACACUGAGCGUUGUGUGCAACCUGGCACGGAGCUGGCAACAGUGGAUAUGUGAGAACGAAGAAAAGCAGGCUAAUGAACCCACAGGAUGGGCCCCAGACAGCUAUGACAAGCCCCAAACUGAAAAGAAAGAACCAAAGAAACCUGUAUCUACUGAGAAGAAGACAAAAAAAUCUCAGGACAAUGAGCAUGGACCAGAGGAUUCCCGCAUUAAGACCAAACAGGUGGUGAAAACAGUGACACGAGAUGUCCAGGAGAAGAGCGCAGGCAUUGAGUUCCUGACCAACCGCAUUUGUAAAGAUCCAAAGGCAGAAGAGCUGGACAGGAUGCUGAAAAAUAAGAGUUCACCCACCCUGCGCAGAAAAUGCUCCAACAUGGUGUCAGAGCUGACACAGAGUUGGAAGACAGUAGAAAAUGGACGGAAGAGAGUGGGGGAGUCCAGCGAGGGCAGUGGAAUCUCUGAGGCCAAGGAGAGAGCUCUGGAGCUGGACAUUUCAGAGAAUCAGGAAAAUGAUGAAGAGAAUGAAACAUCACUCAGGCUCAAGAGACCAUCAUCACUUGGGGCCAAGAAGGAAGUGGAGGAUGCCAACAAAAUAAACGCCCGCUCCAACAAGUACAGCGCUGUGGGGAACCUCAAGAGCCGCUGGCAAAACUGGGCAUCAGAGCACAGCACCAGCCAAAAACUGAACCCCUUCAGUGAUGAUUUUGACUAUGAGUUCUCCAUGUCCUCGCGACUGCGGAAGGGAGAGGAGGGCUAUGGCAGGCCUAAGGAGGGCAGCAAGACGGCAGAGAGAGCCAAACGGGCUGAGGCACACAUCCAUCGAGAGAUUGAGCACCUGUGCUUUAUCAUAAGUACCAUGGCUCACCCUGACCCAGAUGGCUGCACCCGGGUCACCUUUGGUGAGCUGUUUGACAGAUAUGUGAGGAUUUCAGACAAGGUAGUGGGCAUCCUGAUGAGGGCCAGGAAGCACGGCAAGGUGGACUUUGAGGGGGAGAUGUUGUGGCAGCGUCAGGAUGAUGACGUUAUCAUUACACUGCUUGCGUGACACAAAUCAUUUUAUAACAUAAUGUACUCUAACAACAAAAGGAGCACUGACUUUGCUGCUAUACUAUAGAAUGGAAGAAGAAUAAGUAGAUAAUAAUGGUAGGAAUGUAGCACCGAUGCUAUUGGUAAAUUAUUUUAUUGCUGGAUUUUAGAUUCUAAGUUUCUCAAGACUGAUGAACUGAUGUUUUUAUUUUGAGACAACUGAGUUGAUCUGUAACGUGUGUGCAUGUUUGUAUUCGCUAGAAAACAGACUGCAGUCCAGUUCUGUUUUCGGUAUGCCCUGGCUGAUCGCCACGGAUGACUCAAAAGUGCUACAGUAUGUCACACAAAUCGCAGGUUGCAGGAGAGCAGAUUUUUCAAUCAUACUGUAACAUUGCUUGAAAAGUCGUAUAAUCCUGGUAACCUGCUAAUAUGUUAAAAUAUCAAGCAUGCUAAAUAGUGAGCACAAGAAAGUCAUAAAAAUUACAUCAGCUGUCAUGUAGGGAAAACAUAUUCAAAUAUGGCAAAUCAGAUGACCCCCCCCCCCCCCCCCCCAUUAUAUUCAAUAUUAACUUUUUUGCUCCUGUUUACGUUUGUAAAAUACUUUUAGUUUUGAUAUUCUGAAGUGGAAAUAGCAUCAGAAUGAAAUUCCUCCUGUCAAAAUUUGGCUUCUACAGUCAUGUUGAUUCCAUCCCUCAAGCAUGCAAGGUGUCACCUAACUGGAACUCUGCUUAAGAUUCCUCCAAAUGACUAUGGAGAGAAAUUUAAAGGCAUGUUGAAAGCAGCACUGGAACACAGAAUAGUCUCUUUCAAUAAGUCACAUACAAUACAUCACACUUACAGUACGGUACAUGGAAUUAUAUUUAAUAUUAAGAUUGAAUGUAUUUUUUUUUUAUGAUGUCACACAGUCUUAUGCUCAUCUUAGUUCAGAUAUGGUUCACUGAUCUAAUGAACAGGUUUCAUUUGAAAUAAAUGUGCAUCAUUGAA